Molecule: messenger RNA, 5971 nt
Organism: Talpa occidentalis (Iberian mole)
Lineage: Eukaryota; Metazoa; Chordata; Mammalia; Eulipotyphla; Talpidae
Gene: SHOC1
Product: shortage in chiasmata 1
Exons: 29
Coding region: 293-3868 (1191 amino acids)
Biological process (GO): resolution of meiotic recombination intermediates
Cellular component (GO): condensed nuclear chromosome
Molecular function (GO): single-stranded DNA binding; ATP hydrolysis activity
Source: RefSeq, a predicted model, not a curated record
UGUUCCCGGUGGGCGGGAUUUAGCCCUGUGAAGACCGGUAGGAGACGAUUUUAAUGCGGGUAAAAUCUCUGAGAGGCCGAGGAGUAGAGGCAGCCAAGGCGUCCUUGAGCUGAAGGGACGGAAAUACCGGGAUGGACUAGAGUGGCAGCUGUAAAACCUCUGAAAACAGAUUCGUGAGACCCCACUGAUGUGGUCCUGAGGGGACAAAACCUCUCAAGCGGCUCCAGUUAGCCUGUUUAGGUGCCUGUUUAGCAAGGAAGUAGCACAGGAAAAACAAAAUCUUUACAAAGAGAUGUUGAAAUUUGUUCUGCUCUCAAAGAAAGAAGAUAUGUUUUCAGCGUUCAAAUAUUGUGCAAUAGACUACUUAUAUGAGAAUGCAGUUAAAAAGAAGCUUUGUGUAGAUGCUUUUUUACUUCGAAUCCCUUCAUGUUUAUAUCAAGAUGAAAAUUACACAGGCAUUAUUGAUAAUAAAUAUAGGAGGCCAUGGACAAGAGUCUCAGCUGUUUCAGUUUGGGGCAUGACUGAUAGCUCAGUCUUGGAUCAAUGGAAAGCAAGUCUCUUUCUGGAGGAUUUUCUUGAGAAAAAAACAGGCACAGAAAUGGCGACCUAUAUUAACUGUGACUUUGAGGAAAUUGUUCCAAGUUCAAACCCAAACUCCCAAACUGAAGUAGAGGAAGCCAGCAUGUACACCCAUAAGGACUACAGUGAAGUAUUUACACUUGUCAGCUGUUUAGAAAAAUGUCCAACACUUCAAGCACAGAACCAAGAUUUUUCUAUUGAUGAUGAAGAAAUUAUUUUUGUAAAUAACUCAGCCUGUAAAAAUCAGCUACCAACUUUGCAUACUUUGUUGAGUAGACUAAAAGUAUUUUUGGUAAAAGAUCCCCUUUUAGAUUUCAAAGGACAAAUCUUCAAAGAAGCUGAUUUUUCCAGGGAAUGUUUCGAUUUUCAAGGAGAUUGGAAAGAUUUUGUAAAAGAAGAUUUUCACAUGGACAAAGAAAACUUCUGUGUGGAGAAGCUGGAAGACACAGUAGGCUUAAAUGAAGCUCCAUCACUUUUGCUUGAAUGUGAAUUCUUAAUACCCACAAGCCCCAAACAAGAAACUAAUAUUCCUUCACUGUCAGAGCUGAAGGAAUCAUUAAACUUAAUACCAGAAAUAAUAAGUUAUGAAGAUGAAAAUGAAAAACUUUUCAAAAGAGAUAUCACUACCAAACAGGGAAUUGACAUUGAGGAUAUAAAAUGCAACUCCACAGAGAUUUUGGCCAUUCAAAGUCAGUGUGAGCCAGAAUGUAACAAAUUAGUAGAGUUAGAAAUGCCAUUAAGUCAUCUACACCUAACAAACCAACAACCUUCUUCAGUGAAUUCAUUAUGUACAGGACUUCAGACAUUUCCACUUUCUCCUGUUUGUAAAAUUAGUUUGCUUACUGCUGAAGAAUCAGCCAGCAAAUACUAUAAGAUGUGGCAGUUAGAAAGCUGCAGAAACUCUUUGAACUCAUUUUUGCUUAAAGUGCCAAAAACUGAAGCGCCUGACAGCCAAUAUUCAGUUACAGAUUUGAAAGAGAUAUUUUCUAUUGAAGAAGAAAGCCUUGUAGUUAAUCCUAUAAAUGCAGAUUGGUGGAAACAAGCAGGACUAAAUCUGAUAGUGACAGAAACUUUGGAACAUCUGAACACAAGUUUGUGUCAGGGUGACCUAUUGUCUCAUGAUACUAAAAUGGAAAUAUUUUUGCCUACAAAAGAACUCCAGUUAGAAUCAUGGCUAGAACAUAAAGGUUGUUCCUCACCUGUUGUCCUUGUUGAUGAGGAAUCCACAAGUGAUCAUUUAUCACUUCCACAAAAAAGUCCAUCUGUGGCAAAAGAAAUACCAGAUCUGUGUUUGUCUGAUGAAUGUGUCACUGUUAAAACACCAACAAAAGAAGAAAGACCAAAGGAUGAUCUAGAAAUCGUUGGUGGAAUAAUUGAAAAUAAAGAUUACUUCGAAUGUGACAACACGGUAUCAUUGACUGAAUCAUCUUCAUCUUCCAAAAUUGAAAAGUCAUCCUUUAAACAUGGUAAAAAAUGGGGACAUGAUUUGGACCCUUUGAAUGACUUUAUUAUGCUGCGAAAUAAAUAUGAGAUAUGUACCUCAAAGAAUGAAGUCACAGACAAUGGUGAAAAAGAUGAACUUCAAGAUAAAGAAUGUUCUUUGACUCUUCGAGGAAAAAGCCCAAUUGUUUGUAUUAAUAAAACCCUAGAGGUAGUCAAUCAGGAAAGGACUGAAGAUCAUGUCAUUGAAAUUCAGGCAUCGGAUAGCCAGUGCCAAGCGUAUUGUAUCCUAGAAGCUGCAGCUACUCCUAUCUUAAAAAACCUUGCAUACUUCUGCACUCUUCCCGCUAACUGGAAAUUUGCCACUGUUAUUUUUGACCAAACAAGGUUCUUCUUAAAGGAACAAGAAAAAAUUAUAAGUGAUGCUAUUCACCAAGGUACAAAUGAUGAAAGAGAAAUGACAUUCAAGCAUGCUGCUCUCUUACACCUUCUGGUAACAAUCAGAGAUGUGCUUUUAACAUGUAGCUUGGACUCAGCAUUAGGAUAUUUGUCAAAUGCAAAAGACAUCUACAAAAGCAUUUUAGGCUCUUACUUGGGUGACAUUUGGAGACAGCUGGAGAUUGUACAGUUUAUAAGGGGAAAAAAGCCUGAAACCAAUUAUAAGAUACAAGAAUUGCAAUGUCAGAUACUAAGUUGGAUGCGAAGUGAACACCGAAUUCAGGUGCUGAUUAUAAUAAGAAUGGACUCAGAUGAUGAAAAACAUUUACUCAUUAAAAUCCUUAGCAAAAUGGAAGGUUUAACUUUGACUGUCUUACACUCAAAUGAAAGGAAAGAGGUUUUGGAAUCCGAAGGUGUUUUAAAUGGUACAAGUUCCUGUGUAGUCGUAUACAAUCAACAUAUUGGAGCAGAUUUCCCCUGGAGCAAUUUCUCAUUUGUGGUGGAAUACAAUUAUGUAGAAAACUCCUGUUGGACUAAACACUGUGAAACACUGAACAUUCCUUACACGGCCUUUAAAGUGAUUCUUCCAGACAUAGUUUUAAAAAGAAACACCUUCCUAGAUAGAUUUGGUGGUUUUCCUUUGGAAAUUCAGAUUCCAUAUGUAUUUUUUGCAUCUGAAGGACUUCUUAACAGUCCAGAAAUACUUCAGUUGCUAGAAUCCAACUAUAAUAUCACACUAGUGGAAAGAUGCUGCAAUGAGUCAUUGAAACUCUUUGGAGGCACAGAACAUUAUAUUGUGGUUACAAUUGAUGAACACACUGCCAUACUCUUACAGGACCUAGAAGAAUUGAAUUGUGAAAAGGCAUCAGACAAUAUCAUUAUGAGACUGAUGGCAUUAUCAUUCCAGUACAGCUAUUGUUGGAUAAUUUUAUAUACCAAAGAAAUAUUAAACUCAGUGUACUGUUUUACAGAAAAGACACUUCAUCACCUAGCACUGAUUUAUGCUGCUUUGGUUUCAUCUGGCCUAAAAUCACAGGAACUGGAUGUAAAGCUUAUACUUUCCCCAGGAGUGGAAGAGACUGCCUUGAUAAUACGACAAAUUGCUGACCAUAACUUAAUGACCUCAAAGAGAGAUCCUCAUGAGUGGUUGGAUAAAUCCUGGCUUGACGUUUCACCAUCUAAGGAAGAAAUGUACUUGCUUGAUUUUCCAUGUAUUAAUCCAUUAGUAGCUCAACUCAUGUUAAAUAAAGGACCCUCACUGCUCUGGAUAUUAUUUGCAAGUCUUUGUCAACUUCAGGAACUCCUGCCUGAAGUUCCAGAAAAGGUACUAAAGCCAAAAGCAAAACAACUUGAAAGUCCUUUAAUGGGCAAGUGGUUAAACAAACUAUGGUAUAUCCAUAUCAUGGACUAAUACUUAGCAAUAUAAAGGAAUGAAUUGGCAUGUCAGCAGUGUGGAUUUAAUGUGCUCACAACCACCACAAUUCAAAAAAAGACGUCUAGUGUAUGAAAAAGUCCCUGGUAGAGCUGAUGGACAAACUCGUCUAAGGUUUUUUUGAGAGAAAAAAUAGUGCUAAUUGCUAUGUUCCAUUGUUUUUGAUGAUAAUUCAAUAACAGGACUUAGAAUUGCUCAUACAUUAGAUAAAAAAUAAUUGUUCUUAGAAGUUCUUAGUGUUUCUACAUUAUUCAUAAUAUAUGUUCUGCCCUAUAGUUUGCUUAAGUAAACUAUCAUAACUAGCGUUAACAGUUGUCAUAGGAUCCAAAUAUUUCCCAGAUUCACCUACACAUCUCAAGCGCUUCAUUUUUAAGAGAGACAGAAAACUCCAUUCUGUGUAACUAGAAGGGUUAUUUUGUUGUCUCUUAAGGGUCCACUGCAUCCCAGCUUUCCUACAGUGACCCCCUAAAAUGAGCCUUAGUCUUGGUCUAAUCCUUUCAGUUAAGGAGCUCACCACAAUCAACUCUUUACUUAAGAAAUAGUACUGGGAGACAAGUCUUUGUUGGAAACUGGCAAACAGUGGAUAAAAUGAGCUGUGCUUACAGAGCACUCCCAAGAGUGAUUGUCACAUGAUAGGUUGGGUUCGCCCAUAGAAGGCAGACCAGAAGCCACAGUAAAGCCUUCUAGUUCCCCUUCCAGACAUGCUAUCACAUGGGAUUGUUUGAAACAGCCUCAACUUCCCAGUUGGGUCUUAACAAUGGAAACCUUGCUUCUUUCUCUGAAAGGUUUUCCUUGUUCUCCUGGGAGUUAUUUGCCCCCUAGAGCAAUGCUGGUCAUGGUCAUGCUCACCUUUUGAUAGCUUUGAGUGGCUUUCCCCUAAGUUCCUAGGCCCAGUGCAAACUCUGUAGGCUUCAGUUACGGAUGGACAUGAUAUACUCCUUGCCUUGCCACUGAGUCUCAUCAAUUAACAGGAGAAUCAACACCAGGUCAUCUCACCCUUGUUUCUCACAGUCGGAGCCUGGUUAUUCUCCCCAAAUAAUAAACCCUGCCCUAAAACAAGGGAUCCAACAAUUUUAACAGAGUAGCCAGAGUUGGAGGGGAUGGGGAAUACAAGCUAUAGAAAUCUAAAAUGAGGACUGUCUUUCUGAAAAGGACACGUUUUUCUGUCUUUUGUUUUUUUACCUGUUAUAUUCUGAUUUUUAUUAUACAAGAGUUUUUCACUAAAUACGUCAUGUAAUUACUUAUUUAAAUUAAAUUGCUUAUUUGUUUAAAUUUAAUUUUAUAGAGUCAAAGUAUAUCUUCUCUCUUGAUUUCUGGAUUUCCUACCUUGCUUUUUAUCCUAAUGUUAUAUAAAUAUUCUAAUUUUUCUUCUAAUACUUUUAUAUUAACUUUCUUUAACCCACGUGGAAUUCCUUUGUAUUGCAUAAGACAAGUCCAAUUUUAUUUUCUUCCAUAUGAACUUUUAAAUAUUUUAACCAGUUUCCUUCAGGAAAUGAGUAAAAUAGGAAUUUGACUAAAUUUAUAUAUGAAUUUUAGUAAUACUACAUUUUAAUGAAAUUGUAAUAAUAUCCAGAAAUUUAUUUACACCCUGUUUUAUAGAAACCAGUCAAAUCUUUUAUCUCUUUCUUUACUUUUGCUAAAUUUAUUCACAAGGGUUUUUUUUAGUUUUGUCAUUAAAGUACAAAUGAGAUAUAGUUUCCAUUUUCAUUUUUAUCUAGCUAUUGCCAGUGAGGAAAAUGCUUAUUUUUAUUUUUCUAUAUAUGUAUAUUUUGUAUACAGCCAGCCUCCCAAAUUCUAUUACAAAUUCACUGUUUCUUCUACUAGAGUCUCAUGUUUCCAAAGUGUACAAUUAUAUAGUCCAUAGGUACAGAUAUUACUUCUUCUAAAAUGUUUAUACCUUUUUUUUUUAACCUUAUUGCAUUAGUAAGACUUCCAAAGUAAUACUGAACAAAUGUGGUGAUAAAAGUACCCUUGUUUUGUUCUUAAUAUGCUGAAUGUACCAACAUUUAUCACACAGUAUAAAAUUUGCUAUUGGUUUUGAUUAUCUAUCAUCUUUAAUUUCUUUUUAUUCCUGUUUCACUA